AUGUGGUACAGUUCUGCCUAUGGGUGUGGCCUGCACCACCCUUCCCCCCUGUGGGUGACCAGAGUGGUGAGCAGUAGUAAGUACACAUACCGUGUGUAUCUGGGUAAGCACAACCUGAAGGAGGACGAGCAGGGAUCAGUGGCCAUCGCCGCCGCCAAGAUCAUCGAACACGAGAACUACAACAUCCUGCUCAGCCGUAAUGACAUCGCCCUGAUCAAGCUGCAGACUCCCGUCACCUUCUCUGAUUCCAUCAUGGCCGCCUGCCUGCCCGACGCCGGAUACGUUCUGCCCCACAAUGCACCCUGCUACGUCACUGGCUGGGGACGCCUCUGGACGGACGGUCCAGGUUCUGAUAUCCUGCAACAGGCUCUGCUCCCCGUGGUCGGCCAUGAGGUGUGUUCUCUGCCGGACUGGUGGUACGUGCUGGCCACCAAGGACAUGGUGUGUGCAGGAGGGGAUGGAGUGGUGGCCGGAUGCAAU
Messenger RNA from Engraulis encrasicolus (European anchovy), 480 nucleotides. RefSeq names its product chymotrypsin-C-like. The transcript is spliced from 6 exons. Gene Ontology annotation, molecular function: serine-type endopeptidase activity. The annotation marks the transcript as partial. Lineage: Eukaryota; Metazoa; Chordata; Actinopteri; Clupeiformes; Engraulidae. The record is from RefSeq and is a predicted model, not a curated record. Gene Ontology annotation, biological process: proteolysis.